This is a messenger RNA of Lasiodiplodia theobromae, 1368 nucleotides long. Its product is annotated as C6 transcription factor. Gene Ontology annotation, biological process: positive regulation of transcription by RNA polymerase II. The transcript has 2 exons. Gene Ontology annotation, cellular component: nucleus. The record is from RefSeq and is a predicted model, not a curated record. Lineage: Eukaryota; Fungi; Ascomycota; Dothideomycetes; Botryosphaeriales; Botryosphaeriaceae. Bases 1 to 1368 code for a protein of 455 amino acids. Gene Ontology annotation, molecular function: zinc ion binding; sequence-specific DNA binding; DNA-binding transcription factor activity, RNA polymerase II-specific.
AUGGACGCGGCGCAGGGCUCCUUCUUCGCCAAUCAUUGGCCCAAUGCCGCCGCCGCCGAGCAAGCCGAGAGACCGCGGCUGAAGCUUCGCUCCGCUUGUGACUUCUGCCACGCCGCCAAGGUCAAGUGCUCGGGCGAGCCCGUGUGCGCCCGCUGCCAGAGCCAGGAGCUGCCGUGCAGCUACAGCUACGCCAUGCGCGCCGGCAAGCCGCGCGGCAGCCGCAACAAGAAGACGCUGGAGAAACAAGCUCGAUUGCGCCAGCAGUACGCAGCCGCCUCCCGCACCACUCCGCGCAACGACGAUUGGCAGAACACGCCGUUGGACCCGGCCCUGUGGGUCGACGAUGCUAGCGCGGGGAUGGACAUCGAUUACUUUAGCGCAGACUUUACAGGCGGCGCAGACAAACCAUCAUCGCCCGGCCCGCACGCCGGCUUCGGGACGACCGCCGGCACCAUCAAUCCCACCGGCCCAGACGGCUUCGCGGACGUCGAUCCGUUCCUGCUAGCCGACGAUGUCCUCACGCCGCCGCCCGAGCCGAUUCACGCCCAGAUGCUCCGGGCCGACCGCGAGAUUUCCGAGCCUGGAUCAUCCAUCAGCAGCAGCAGCUUCUCGCAGAAUAGCAGCGCGCAAUCUUGCGAUUGCUUCGACGUCCAAACCGCAAACCUCAGCGCGCUCCACUCGCUCCACCGCACGCUCCAGUCCCAGUCGUCCGCCUGCCGCCGCAUCGACAUCUGCGUCCAGCGCAUCAACGCAGCGCUGACGUCAUGCCGGGAUUUCCUCCGCUGCGGCCGGUGCCCGAAAGACUCGUUCGCCGUCCUCUUGACCAUUUCCGCAUUCCAGCUCGUGCUGCGGCUAUUCGAACAUCUGGUCGCGCAACGCCAGCAACAAUCGAACUCCGACUCGGCGAUGGACACUGCUACUGGCGCGACCGUCAGCUCAGGGAAUUCGACUGGCGUACCACCCUGCCUGAUCGGCGAAUACCAAGUCAGCGAGGAGGAAUACACGGCUAUCCGCACGGUAUUGGUGCGACGAGCGUUGCAGAAGGGCGAGGAGACACUGGCGUCGCUGAAGAGCUUGGCCGAGUGUUCUUCGCCGGCAACCCCCGAGGCUGUUCAAUCUCCGACGAAUGCCGGCUUUGGUAGCCCGGGGAACUGCUUGUCGCCGCUGUCGCUCGUGUCGCGGCCGCCGACGGCUACGAGCGGCGAAGCGGAAGACCUGAAGGAGAAGGAUAAAAGGUGCUGCGCAGACCCGGCGAGGUCGAGUCUGAGCGGCGCGGAUGUGGUGUACCUCAAGCAGGUCAUCUGUCGGAGCGAAGCCGUGUUGGAGUUGUUCAUACGGAACGUGUCCAGGGACUUAUAUAUUAUUUAA